Messenger RNA from Trichomonas vaginalis G3, 997 nucleotides. RefSeq names its product organellar and viral DNA polymerase type B. The transcript has a single exon. Gene Ontology annotation, molecular function: nucleotide binding; DNA binding; DNA-directed DNA polymerase activity. NCBI's taxonomy places the organism in Eukaryota, Parabasalia, Trichomonadida, Trichomonadidae. The annotation marks the transcript as partial. The record is from RefSeq and is a predicted model, not a curated record. Gene Ontology annotation, biological process: DNA replication.
AACCUUGCACCAUUUAAAGAUUUGACAUAUGCUCCAAAGUAUUGUGUACAACUGAAGAAGAAAGCAGAGUCAAAAGAAGUAAAUAAAGCUAAAUGUAAAUUCAUUCCUGAGCACGUUUUCUUUGCUGACUUUGAGUGUAGCACAGACGGCUUUCAUAAAGCUUUUAACAUCUGUUAUGACAGUGAAGAUGGUUCAGUGAGUGAAAGCAUUUGGGGUCAAAACUGUGCAACAGAAUUUUUGGAAAGACUUCCUGACAAGAGUUUAAUAUAUUUCCACAACCUCAGUUAUGACAUAAACUUCAUCUUAAGACACAUGACAGAAGUGAAAGGAACUCCCAUCAUUAAAGGUUCACGAACAAUGCAAAUAACUGGUUUAUAUAAAGGACGGGCAAUUAUUAUAAAAGACUCUUACAGUGUUAUAAAUAAGAAGCUUAAACUAUUUCCUGCUAUGUUUAACUUACAAACAGGACCGAAAGAAGUAUUUCCAUAUAACUACUACAGCAGUGUUUUGUUAGCAAAUGACAACAGAACUGGUGUCAUUUCUGAAGCAUGUAAGUUUAUCCAUGAUGCAGAUACAUUUAUGAAAAACAUAGAUUCCAUCAAAGGUUGCAGAAUAGAUGAAAACCACUUCGACUUAGAAAAAUAUAGCACGUUUUACUGCAAACAAGAUGUAAGAAUUUUAAGAGAAGGUUUUGUAAAGUUCCGCAAUGACUUAUUGAAAGAGUUUGAUUUAAACGUUUAUGACUACGUUAGUAUUUGUUCUAUUGCUAACAAAUUGUUUGAGAACAGAGUAUACUUCCCGAAUGGAAAUCUUUAUGACCUCUCAAAUAAACCAAGAGAAUUUAUUUCGAGAUGCAUUCAAGGUGGAAGAUGUAUGUUGUCAGAUAACAUGAAACAAAAGAGCAAAAAGAAACUCAUUGCUGACUUCGACACUGUUUCAUUAUAUCCUUCAGCUAUAGCAAGACUUUAUACUUUAGAAGGUAUUCCAAAAGUAUUGA